AUGUCCGCUCCGCGUAUCCUUCAAUCGCUGGUGUGUUGCUUGCUGAUCGUACAAAGUGUGUCCGGAUACGCAAUCGGGCAGCCGGAAUCGCGGGCCAGCGCCGACACGGAGCGCGUGAUCGACCACUUCCGGAAGCGGGUGACAGUCGGUCCGGAAAGUGCACCAAAGACCAGCGGCCACUUGGAUGGGUUGCAAAUGUUGCAGCUCUUGCCGAGCGUGAUUCGAGCGCUCAAACAGGACAGCCUGGCCGAGGACGAACGCGCGGCGUUUCAGCAGGUGUACGGCAGCCUCUGGGAGCUGGCCCUGGAAGAGGCGGGCCGGCCACGGGGCCAACCACGGAACGCGAUCCUGAAGGCCCUGUUCGCCUCGCCCGAAAUACGGUACGGUCGGCCGGACAUUCGCGCCGAGCUGGGUAACGACAUCGGGCACAACUCGGUCGCCCAAGUGUACCACCCGGAGGGUGGCUCGAAAGCGAUCGUGAUCGACGAUCCGGUGCGACGCCCCGCGGACCCAUCCCAGCGUGUUCUCCGUAUGGCGGCCGCCAUUGUGCAGAAGUACUACCUGAAGAGAUCCAAACUUGCGUCCACCAAACAACCGGUGCCAGCGCAGCGUCGGAAGCCACGAAAUGCGCAACCGACGCUGGAAGCGAUCCGCGUCACGAUCGAGAUGCCGCGCUACAAGCGAUCCGUCGUGACGAAACCGCUCGAGCCGGUGAGCGAGGACGGGGAGAUGGAGGCGAAAAUUUGGGCCGCCAUCAAGGCACAGAUCGGCAAUCCCAGUGGCGAGGACGACGACGGGGAGGAUGAGCACGACGACGGUGACUCCGCCGAGUAUUUGGACGAUGAGACCGACUACCGGGGUGUGCUGGGCGAUGACGACGACGAUGAUGACGAGGUGGAGGAGGCGGACGAGGUCGAGGAGGACAUCGAUGCCAACCUGCUGACCGCGAGCCGGCACAACUUCGAGAACCCGUCGUUCAACGAGCUGCUCAUGUUGGCGGCGCGACACCGCGCGAUCCGGAAGCAGCGGCAGCAGCAGCGGAAGGCCAACACGAGCGACGAGGAUUACUAG
Messenger RNA from Anopheles bellator, 1071 nucleotides. RefSeq lists its product as uncharacterized. The transcript has a single exon. NCBI's taxonomy places the organism in Eukaryota, Metazoa, Arthropoda, Insecta, Diptera, Culicidae. The record is from RefSeq and is a predicted model, not a curated record. Bases 1 to 1071 code for a protein of 356 amino acids.